This is a messenger RNA of Entrophospora candida, 2220 nucleotides long. The record is from the annotation of a GenBank genome assembly. Lineage: Eukaryota; Fungi; Glomeromycota; Glomeromycetes; Entrophosporales; Entrophosporaceae.
AUGAUAAAACCUGCUUUGCAAAUAUUAAUAACCAUUUCGGCAGUUUUAACAUCUUUCACUAAAUCUACUUCAUUCUCUUUAACUGUAAAAAAUUGUUUAAUUAUUGUUUUACCUUUGAUAGCAGGAACUAUUUUUCUAGUUUAUAGAAACAAUUCUACUAAAACUGAAUCAACUUCUCUUAACCAGAACCCUGUAAAUAAGGAUAACCUACCGUCCGACCAACCAAAUGAUUCACCUCAAUCUCCUAUAAUUCCGACCUCGGAAAGAAAAGAAAGAGUAAGGCAAUUGUUAGCCGAAGGAAAUGAAUUUUUACUAAAAACUAAUCCAAAACUGGUUCCGAUUCCGGAUGAUUUUAUUGGUGAAUUACUGGAAAAAGGCUAUAAAAGUGCCGUAAUAAAAAGUUUAGAAGUUAUAGAAACCGCAGAGGAUAAGGAAAAAAUUAAAGAAAAUACCUUCUUUUUUCUUCUUCCGAAUUCUCCAAAUCAAGAAGGAAAUUGUAGCGAUUUAGUAGUUAUCGUGCAACAAAUCCAACCAGAACAAAAUGGCCCAAUAAUAAAUAUAGAUGGAAGAAUUAUUUCCAGUGGACCUGAAAUUCCUUAUAUUAAAGAAAUCGUUAAGCAGGUCUUGAUUUGGGAAACUGACAAUCCUAACCAGUGGCAAGUUUCCAUUUUAAUUGUUAAUGAUUUAAGUGUUCCGCAAGGAGGAAAAUCCGGCGGAACCGCCCUUUAUCUAGGUUUAUUAUCGGCUCUCUAUAAGAAACCUUUACCUAAUGAUUUAGCAUCGUCGGGAUGCUUAGAAAUUAAGAAACGGGAAGUAUCAGGAGUAGCAAGUUUGAAAGCGAAAAUCGAGGCAGCCUUCAACAAAGGAGUAAAAAAUUUUCAAAAUAAAGAAGUGAUAUUUGAAAUUGACCAACUAGCCAGCAAAAGCGAUAAAUCUAUUCUUUGUCGUUAUGGUAAUACUACCGUUUUGUCAGUCUUAACAGUUAAGCAGUUAACAAAAAAUAAUAAUUCUUUUUUUCCUUUAACUAUUACUUUUGAAGAGAAGUUUUACGCAAUUGGAAGAAUCCCUAAUGCUUUUGGCAAAAGAGAGGGCAAACCUAGUUAUGACGCAAUUACUUCUGCUCGACUAAUUGAUCGUUCCCUACGAAGUUUUUUUCCUACUUCUGGCAAUCAGGAAGUUCAAAUAAAUAAUUCGAACCUACCCUAUUUCCACACUCCCCUGGCCGCCGUGAUAGUUGGACAAUCAGAAGAUAAUUUUGUCUGUAAUCCAAGUAAUGAAAAAUUGAACAAUUCUCCCUUGGAAUUAAUCGUCAGUGCUACCGAGGAAAAAAUUGUCAUGCUUGAAUCAGGAGCCCAAGAAAUAAGUAGUGAAGAAUUAGCCAAAGCAAUAGAAUUUGCUCACCGCGAAAUCCAACUACUAAUUGCAGAUAAAAUUCGCCCCCUAGAAAUCCAAAUUGACUAUUUACCAAAUGUUCAUGGGAGUGCAGUAUUUGCCCGGGGAGAAACCAAAGUUCUCUCCGUAGUGACUAUUGUCAAUGAAAUUGCUAGUUACCGUAGUGUUUCAAGGCGAGAAAUUGGUCAUGGAGAAUUAGUUGAAAAAACCUUCGAUUACUUAAUUCCCCACAACAAUAUCUUUCCCUACACAGUAAGAGUAGUUUCGGAAGUUCUUUCUUCAGAUGGUUCUUCCUCUCAGGCCUCAAUUUGUGCGACCUCUUUGGCUUUAAUGACUGCCGGAAUUCCUCUUCUAAGGCCAGCAGCAGGAAUAGCCUUGGGACUAUUCGAAGGACAGAUUUACACUGAUAUUAAUGGCUUAGAGGAUAAGUUAGGAGAAAUGGACUUUAAAAUUGCCGGCACUGAAAAAGGCAUUUGUUCGGUACAAUUAGACGUCAAAAACCAAGGUAUUAGCCCUGAAUUGUUAAAAGAGUGUUUAGAAAAAUCCCAGCGGGCCCGCCUCUAUCUGUUGGAGGAAAUGAAGAAGUACAUUUUCCAUCCCCGUCUGACUUUGCCAGCUCAGGUUAUCAAAUGUCGAAGAUUUUAUGUCGGACAGGAAAAGAUCGGGUUAGUCAUUGGACCCCGUGGUAAAACUAUUAAUCAAUUAACUGAAAAAAAUGGAACAACUAUUGAGGUUCAAAAUGACGGCCACAUACUAAUCUAUCAUCAAGAAGAAGAAGAAUUAGAAGCAACUUUCCGAGCAAUUCAAGACAUAAUUAGAGGAAGAUAG